Aspergillus alliaceus is the source of this 1600-nucleotide messenger RNA. RefSeq names its product allantoate permease family MFS transporter. Gene Ontology annotation, cellular component: membrane. Gene Ontology annotation, biological process: transmembrane transport. The record is from RefSeq and is a predicted model, not a curated record. NCBI's taxonomy places the organism in Eukaryota, Fungi, Ascomycota, Eurotiomycetes, Eurotiales, Aspergillaceae. The transcript is spliced from 7 exons. Bases 1 to 1494 code for a protein of 497 amino acids. Gene Ontology annotation, molecular function: transmembrane transporter activity.
AUGGCAGAGUCUCAUGAAAAGGAUAAUGUAGAGCUUGCCUCUUCUCCAGAAAAAGCAGAUACUGCUUCUCCUACCUCGAGCACACUCGCCAACGAACAUGAUAGCAUCAACGAGAAGGCUCUGUUACGGAAACUGGAUAUGCGACUGCUUCCACCAUUGACAAUACUGUAUCUCCUGUCGUUCUUAGAUCGUAGCAAUGUUGGCAAUGCUCGUCUCGAAGGCUUGACCACUGAUAUCAACAUGACUGGGAACCAGUACUUAACAGGGCUGACUCUAUACUUCAUUGGUUACGUUCUAUUUGAAAUUCCCUGCAACAUCGUGUUGAAAAAAUCCACUCCUCGGAUCUGGCUGCCAACUCUCACUUUGGUCUGGGGUAUCGUUGCAACCCUCCUGGGUGUUGUGCAAAAUUACGCUGGUUAUUUAGUUUCAAGAACAGCGCUCGGUAUUGCAGAAAGUGGGCUCUUUCCUGGGGUUGUCUUUUAUAUGUCCAUGUGGUACAAAAGGAAUGAGCAGCACUAUCGGGUAGCAUUGUUCUUUAGUGCUGCAUCGCUAGCGGGUGCGUUUGGUGGAGUCCUGGCUUGGGGUAUAGCACACAUGCGAGGUAUUGGUGGGUAUAAUGGCUGGAGGUGGAUCUUCAUCUUAGAAGGAUUAGCAACAGUCAUCAUGUCUAUAAUUGCUUACUUCUGGGUUUAUAACUACCCCUCAACUGCCGAAUUUUUGUCCGAGAAAGAGAGAGCUUUUGUACAGUUCCGACUGAAAAACGACAAUGACUCGAUGCGUGAUGAGAAGUUCUCAUGGCCUGGCGUUUUGGACGCAUUCAAAGAUCCAAAGGUCUGGUUAUACGGACUUGGCUUCCACACAAUGUCACUUCCAAUGUAUACACUGUCUCUUUUUUUGCCCACUAUUAUCAAGGAGCUUGGGUACACCGCUGCUGAAGCUCAGCUUCUCUCCGUUCCUCCUUAUGCCGUAGCAUUCGUCCUCACAAUCACUGUUGCCGUCUUCUCUGAACGUUCUCGCCGUCGGGCGCCGUUCAUAAUGGGAUCUACCGCACUCGCUUGUAUCGGCUAUAUCAUCCUUUUGACGGACCAUCGACCGGGGGUAUCUUACGUGGGAACUAUCUUUGCCGCGGCCGGAAUCUACCCCGCCGUGGCUAUUGUACUCUCAUGGCCAGCCAACAACGUAUCUGGACAGACAAAGCGGGCUAUCGCCAAUGCUAUGCAAAUUUCAAUCGGGAACCUCGGAGCUGUUCUGGGGACGCAGCUUUACCGGACCGAGACUAGCCCCCGGUAUUAUCUCGGUCACGGAUUCUCGUUGGGGUACCUCGUUGCGAACAUCAUCGUUGUUGGCGUUCUAUGGCAGGUACUGAAUCGCGAGAAUAUUCAGAAAGCCGAAGUGAGAGAAAGAGAGGGGCUAGAAAGCCUUAUAGGAGAUGUCGGAAUUUCGGACGGGGAAUUUCAAGGGGAUAAAGACCCUCGGUGGGUUUUCCAGACUUGAGGAAGCAUAUUGAUGAAAGGAUUUCUCGGCUUUGGGGACGAUUGUAUGAUGCCGGUGUACAUAGAGCACCUUCAAAUCAUUUGCUAAUAAUACUACUAGUAACGCC